AUGGCCAAACUCACCGGCCAGCAGGUCGCCCAACACAACUCCAGGGACUCGUGCUGGGUCAUUGUGCACGGCAAGGCCUAUGAUGUCACCGACUUUCUGCCUGAACACCCCGGCGGCCCCAAAAUCAUCCUCAAAUACGCCGGCAAAGACGCCACCGAGGAAUUCGAGCCCAUCCACCCGCCCGACACCCUCGACAAGUACCUCGAUGCCUCGAAGCAUUUGGGCCCGGUCGACAUGGCCACCGUGCAGCACGACGAAAAGGUCAAAGACCCGUUAGAGAUACAGCGCGAAGAGCGCGUCAAGAACAUGCCGGCCCUCGCCCAAUGCUACAACCUGCUCGACUUUGAGUCUGUGGCGCGCCAGGUCAUGAAGAACACUGCGUGGGCGUACUACUCGAGCGGUGCGGAUGACGAGAUUACUAUGAGAGAAAACCACUCAGCCUUUCACAAAAUCUGGUUCCGGCCACGCAUUCUCGUCGACGUCGAGAAAGUCGACUUCUCCACCACCAUGCUGGGCGCCAAAACCGCAAUGCCGUUCUACGUAACAGCCACCGCGCUCGGAAAACUCGGUAACCCAGAGGGCGAAGUGGUGCUGACGCGCGCUGCCCACAAGCACGAUAUCAUCCAGAUGAUACCAACGCUCGCCUCGUGCUCGUUUGACGAGAUCGUCGACGCCAAGCAGGGCGACCAGGUGCAAUGGCUGCAACUAUAUGUCAACAAGGACCGAUCCAUCACAAAACGCAUCGUCGAGCAUGCCGAACGCCGUGGGUGUAAGGGUUUGUUCAUCACUGUUGAUGCGCCGCAACUAGGCCGUCGCGAAAAGGAUAUGCGCGUCAAGUUUUCCGACGCUGGGUCCAAUGUGCAGUCGUCUGGCGGGGAUAGCGUGGAUAGAUCGCAGGGAGCGGCGCGCGCUAUUUCCUCGUUUAUUGACCCGAGUCUCUCGUGGAAGGAUAUCCCCUGGUUCCAGUCCGUUACCAAAAUGCCUAUUAUCCUCAAGGGCGUGCAGUGCGUGGAAGACGUGUUGCGUGCUGUCGAGGCCGGCGUGCAGGGCGUCGUGCUGUCGAACCACGGCGGACGCCAGCUCGAUUUCGCGCGGUCCGGUAUUGAAGUGCUGGCCGAGGUGAUGCCAGCCCUGCGCGAGCGUGGCUGGGAGAAGAAGAUUGAGAUCUUUGUGGAUGGUGGUGUGCGGCGUGCUACGGAUAUCAUCAAGGCCCUAUGUCUAGGCGCCACGGGCGUCGGUAUUGGACGGCCGUUUUUGUAUGCCAUGUCGGCCUAUGGUCAGGACGGUGUUGAGCGCGCCAUGCAGCUGCUCAAGGACGAGAUGGAGAUGAAUAUGCGCUUGAUUGGCGCGUCCAGCGUGGCCGAUCUCAAUCCGAGCAUGCUAGACACAAGGGGAUUGCAAGCCGGACAUCACGCCGGUGUGCCCUCAGACACUUUGGGGCUGAAUGUGUAUGAUCCGCUGGUGUCACCGCGGUUUGCUGAAAAGUCGAAGCUUUAG
Talaromyces rugulosus is the source of this 1497-nucleotide messenger RNA. RefSeq lists its product as uncharacterized. The transcript is spliced from 3 exons. Gene Ontology annotation, biological process: lactate metabolic process. Gene Ontology annotation, molecular function: heme binding; L-lactate dehydrogenase (cytochrome) activity. Bases 1 to 1497 code for a protein of 498 amino acids. The record is from RefSeq and is a predicted model, not a curated record. Lineage: Eukaryota; Fungi; Ascomycota; Eurotiomycetes; Eurotiales; Trichocomaceae.